Molecule: messenger RNA, 10945 nt
Organism: Diorhabda sublineata
Lineage: Eukaryota; Metazoa; Arthropoda; Insecta; Coleoptera; Chrysomelidae
Gene: put
Product: activin receptor type-2A
Exons: 11
Coding region: 315-1919 (534 amino acids)
Biological process (GO): cellular response to growth factor stimulus; activin receptor signaling pathway; protein phosphorylation
Cellular component (GO): plasma membrane; activin receptor complex
Molecular function (GO): metal ion binding; activin receptor activity; activin binding
Source: RefSeq, a predicted model, not a curated record
GUGACCUGAUUACAAUUUACGAUUACUGAUUGCUCUAAUAUUACUAUAAAAGUGUAAUGUUAUUUAAAUGCUUGAGAAAAGACGCAUUUUCUAAGUUUUUAACAUCGUUUAAGUAUGAUUCAACUUGACUUUGAGAAAAUAGUAACUUAAAAAGUGUGUGACAAGAAAAAUAUGAAAAAUAGACUCUAUUUUCCAAAUAUACCAUUUUUUACGUUCCUGACCUGGGCCAAAUUGUUGUCCAUGUUUGUUUUCAACAAAAAUAAUACGCCAAUUUUGCUUUAAAUUUUUGUUUCCGGAGGAAAACUCACUGCGAUAUGGUUUUGUUUAUUAGAACUUUUUUGGACUACUUUUUAACGUGUUGGGUCGUGCUGAAUUUACAUAAAGGUACUUUCGUUGGUGGAGCGGUAUUACAGAAUGAAUCAACAGUUAUACAAUGUGAAUAUUAUAAUAGUACUUGUAAGGAAAAAAAUGGAUGUCAAGAUGUAGAAAUAUGUCACAUUGAUGAUCAAAAACACCAUUGUUAUGUCCUUUGGUCUGUUGGAGAAAAUGGAACUUUCACUGUUAAACUAAAGGGAUGCUUUUUAAACGGAGUAGACUGUGUAAACCAGACAAGAUGUGUUGACACUACUCUAGUUCCGAAAAAUAGUUUACUUUUUUGCUGUUGCGAAAGGAAUAUGUGUAAUAGUGAUUUUUCGUGGGAGCCCAAACCUACUGAAGCUGCUCCUCCCAGUACAUCGAUUCCGAUCCGAGAAGCAGCUGGCUAUAACUUUUACCACAGUAUUUGGAUAGGUUUAGCUGUUGGAAUCUUAGCAUUAUCUUUAGGAGCUGCUUAUUAUUGGACAAGAAGAAAUAAACACUAUUUUCAUGGGUGGGGUGUAAGUGGCUAUUAUCUUUUUAAGUUACCAACAUCUGAACCACACCCGUUGCCCCCUUCAACGCCCAUUUUAGAUAAUAGACCCAUAAACCUCAUUGAAAUAAAAGCCAGGGGACGUUUCGGAGCUGUUUGGAAAGCUCAGUUUAAAGGUGAAGAUGUAGCUGUCAAAAUAUUUCCCAUACAAGAUAAGCAGUCAUGGUUAACUGAACAGGAUAUAUUCAAACUACCUCAUAUGGAUCACCCUAAUAUUUUGCAAUAUAUUGGUGUUGAAAAACAUGGCGAUAAUCUGCAAACGGAAUUUUGGUUGAUUACUGCUUAUCACGAAAGAGGCUCACUAUGUGAUUUCCUUAAGGCUCAUACACUGACUUGGAGUGAAUUGUGCAGGGUUGCAGAAACAAUGUCAAAAGGUUUGAUGAGACUACAUGAAGCUAUACCAGGUAGGAUUCCAGGCGAAGUAUCCAAACCAGCCAUCGCUCAUAGAGAUUUUAAAAGUAAAAACGUUCUAUUGAAAAGUGAUCUCACCGCGUGUAUUGCCGAUUUCGGCUUGGCAAUUACAUUUGAAGCAGGAAAAUCUUGUGGAGAUACUCACGGACAAGUUGGUACUAGAAGGUAUAUGGCUCCCGAAGUACUUGAAGGUGCAAUAAAUUUUACUCAAGACGCUUUCCUGAGGAUCGACAUGUACGCUUGUGGUCUUGUUUUGUGGGAGUUAGUAUCUCGUUGCACAGCUCAAGAUGGUCCUAUUCCAGAAUAUAGGUUACCGUUCGAAGAAGAAGUCGGUCAACAUCCUUCUUUGGAAGAUAUGCAGGAAUCUGUUGUUCAACAGAAAGUUAGACCUCUAAUACAGGAACAUUGGAAACACCAUCCGGGAUUAUCAGUAAUUUGCGAUACUAUGGAAGAAUGCUGGGAUCACGAUGCUGAAGCCAGAUUAUCGGCGUCAUGUGUAAUGGAAAGAAUUAUCUCACAAGCUAAAUACCAACAGCAAUCUAUGGGAUGGAGAAUUGAAAAUGAGGCUCCUUUGAAUAUUUUAAAGGAAAACAGUAUGUAGGGAAAAAAUAGGAUUCGGGAUUAUGCGAAUGAACCGUACCUGCAUAACUAAAGUACCUGCGCCUGCAGCCUGUUACCACACUUGCCUACAUUAACAUAGCCUAAUUUAAAUAGCCUACUACACUACAGUAUUGUCCAAAAAGAAACAUAGUCAAUAAUAUUCAGCGAAAAUUGUAUACGUUUUUUAAUAGUCGAGUUUCCUUCUACACCUUGACUAAGUUUCUUUUUUAUUACUAUUAUUAUUAUUAACUAUUUAUAAGUAAUUCAAGUUAUGGCAUGUUCCGUGUUUUUUAGGAUUAUUUUACCAAUACAUAUAUUUGGUCAGGAUGAUUAUAGAUCAGAAAUAAUUACUGACAAAGACGAUUCAUUUCGAUAUUGACAAAGCACGUUGCUUAAACUUGAAACUGAAGAGGCCAUCAUAUAAACCUGAUGGCAAUUUUUUUCACAAAUAGUAAGAAACUAAACAUUGAAAUCAACAUACGAGGAUAUAUUGAAAAAUUCUUAGCCUACUAUUGAACCGAACAAAAUUUCAAUGUCAAAAUAUUUUAUUACUCAUAUAUUCUCCUCUUAAUUGGAUACAUUUAUUACAUCGAACCUGCAACGUCUCUAGAGCUUUCAAAAAUAAUGUUUCUUCUUGCUCUGCAAACCAGACCUACACAGCUUUUAUUACCUCCUUGUUGGAAGAAAAUUUACUACCUUUUAAACUUAUUUUCAGUUGAGGAAAAAGAUGAUAGUUGGACGGAGCCAAAUCUGGUGAAUAAGGGAGGUGUUCUAGUAAUUCAAACCCUAAAUCACGAAUUUUUUGCAAGGCAACAUGAGAUUUGUCUGCAGGGGCGUUGUCCUGCAAAAACAAAACACCUUUGGAUAGCUUUCCGCGUCUUUUCUCUUUUUAAUUUUCCCGUAGAGUGGUCAGUAAUGUCGAAUAGUAAUCUCCAGUUAUUGUUCUACCCUUAUACAAAAAAUCAAUCAUGAUUACUCCAUGACAAUCCCAAAAAACUGAAGCAUAGAAGGUUUCCAGCAGAUUUUUGGACACGAAACUUCUUAGGUCUUGGAAAACCAGAGUGUUGCCAUUCCAUCGAUUGUUGCUUUGUUUCUGAAUCGUAGAAAUGUACCCAAGUCUCAUCUAUAGUAACAAUUCGGUUUAAGAAGUCUACAUCGUUUUCAAAUCGAACACAGAUCGAACGCGAUGGUUCUACCCUUGCACGAAAAUUUACCUCUUUUGAAGCUUGCAGUCCAAUUUUUCACGGUCGCAUACGAAGGACAUUGAUCACCAAGGGUAUUAAGCAUAUCUUCGUAAAUCUGCUUGUCUCUUAACCCUUUUAAACACAAGUACUUGAUGAUGGCUCGCUACUCCAAUUUUUCAAUUUUCACAAUUUCGGUGAACAUCUAUUUUCUCUUAAUUUAUUGCGUAACUCUGGUUUACUUUUUUGACGUCAAACUUUACACUGACACUUCUAAUAAGUUAUUGUUCGUUGCUAUGGUAACCCAAUAUUUUGUUUAUGCAUGGAACUGAUCUAGGCUAAAUAGAUAUCAAUACAUCCUGGUAAACAUGAGCUGUAUUUUGACAUAGAAUGUCAUUUUACCCUUUACUGGUUCAAUGUAGGCAGCUAAAAUAAUGUUGCAUCGAUUAAAAUUAAAAAAACUACUUUAUUCCUCUCCAAUAAGUUGUGUGUCAAGUCUUAAAAGUUCCUAACAUUAAAAUUUUUUUGUAAAAAUCCGGUUAAUCUUAUAGCAAUAAUAUUUACUGCCUCAAAGCUCAGUUGUCUGGAAUAUUGACCUUGCAGAGUUGAUCUUUUCGUGAAAAUAAAAAUUUUUUGGAAAGUCACAUACUCAUAAUACAAUUCAUUAACGAGCGUUUUCGAUAGAUGGUGGAAACCAAACCACGGAAGUUGACUUUGGUUCUAACUCCUUACUGAAUUGUUCAGACUAGAUCAUUUGAGAUAGAGAAAUACAAACUAAAUUCAAAGCGGGAUAACCUAUUUGGAAAUUUCUUUUCAAGUAUCAUUGGCAUCAAUUACUAAGCUUAUUUAGCUUCUGUCGUUGUUUAUAAUUUUUGAUGAAAUAACAAUUUGUAAAAAUGUAGAUAAAUACAUGAAGCAAAUUUUCAGUAUCAGUUUAUCAGUAAUAAUAUGUGUGUCUGGAUAUUUGUGGAUAAUGUAAUUCAACACUGGAACAUCUAACAUUGAAUUGCUCUUCUCAUGUGCCAAUAGAAGAAAAACAGACUUUUGAUUUGUUUAUAUACAGAUUUUUAUACAGAAUUGUUAUACCAGAAAUUUUUUAAUUUUUAACUUGUGUGGUGACAUUGAGAAUUUUAAAUUGUGGUGUAAAACAAAACUUUUGUUAUGUGUAAACCUUUAAUGUUAUUGUAUAUCUUUAUCUUCCAAUUUAUUUGGUUUUAAUUUUUAUAUGAAGAGGCAGCUUCAGAAUUAACAGAUCGACAGAUCUCCAAGAAGUAGAAGAAGAAGAAGAUUAUUAUAAAGUCAAUGUUGUUUUUUAGUGACUAAAAUGAAUAUAUUUUUUCAGGGACUUCCAUGUUCAUUUCCCAUUUUCGGUUUUCUUUAUUCUUUGCUUAUGCAACGAUUUUUUUAAAUGGGAAUAAUUAUUGUUUUCGAUAAAAGAAGGGAUAUUUACGGUUCCCAUAUUUGAUUUACAUGGAAAAAACAUUCUAUAAUUUGAUUUGUUUUAUUAUCAAAUUGAAAAAACUCAAUUUUGAAAUGAAAAAUAUAUGGCUUGUUCCACUUGAAUAUAUUUUACAUAUUCACUGAAAAAUCACAUCAACAAAAGAAUAUUGUCGUUUUUUCCUAAUUUAUUUGUAUUAGUUUUUUAUUAUUAUUAUAUUCAACAUUGUGAAAUUGAAGUUUUAAAAAUUAGAAAAUGUAAACCAAGCCAAUAGCACUAUUUUCCGAAUUUACACAUAUGAUCAAACCUACAUUUUUCUAUUCAAUUUUAAUAUAAGCAAAACUGUAUAUUUGAACAAUUUUUUUUUAUUUCAUAAAUUAGGUGCUUCUUAAAUCAUUAGAGAAAAUCUAAGAGGUGAUUGUCCAAAUGAAAUUAUAAUCAAUCUAACAUACAGCACUCCUUUCUUCGCUCAAAUUUUAAGAAAUUGAUAGACCCUUAACUUAUUGUAAUGUUUGUUAUAUUAAUUUAUUUAUACUAUUUCUAACGGUAGGAUGAAUUUAUACACACUAUCUCUUACUUAAUUUAAGUAUAUACUCACACUAGACACUAUUUAUAAUAACUACUACUACAUUAUAAUUAAUUGUUCACUACUUGUAUCAUUUAUUGAAAUUCACUAGUUACUAUUUACUAUUUCGUUCACUAUGACAUUCAGUUAUCUUCUCGCUGCUAAACAAGCACAUGUAUAUAUCAGAAAGGAAUUUUUCGGAUAAUUCUAGAAAGUAAACAAUUAAUCAAAAUAAAUAAAAAGGCUUUCUAGAAAUUGGUUCAAAAAAACAAUAUAAACAAAUCGCCGUUGUGAUAAAAUUAUGUAGAAAGACAAUAUUAAACGGUUUCUGCCUCACUUCCACGAAAUCAGCACCCGACGCGUCCAUCACAUUUUCUAGUAUAUUGAAAUAAUCAAUCAGGAGCGGCUUCACGACUCAUGCUGUGGACGAAUUCGUAAUAUUAUUUAGUAACAAACCUUUUUUUUUUUCGAGAUUUAAUUUUGUAAAACAUAAACAUUGCUCAAAUUCCUUUUUUAUGUUAAAAUAUUUCUUAAUUUUUAAGUUUUUUUCUGCAUUCAAUGGAAGUGGUGGAAAGAAAUUUAACAAAGAAUGCAAAUCUUAAUAUUAUAUUCCUUUUUUUUUCUUUUCUCGUCGAAAAUUUGAUAAAGACUUGAUUUAAAAUAAAAAGGAAGUAAUUUUUUGUUCUUCAGGCCACAACUCACCGAAAUAUUUCUCCAAAUAAGUAGUGAAUAGUUUUAAUUCAGUUAAUUGGCAUCCACUAUUUUAUUUAAUAACUUUUUCAAAGAUUAAAGUCUAUAUAAUAAAAAUAAACAAAUACUUGCUUGCUAAUCUCACCCUCUUAUAUUGUAACAGGAAUAUUUGAAAAAAUACAGGUGGUCUUUUGCACUUACACGGAAAUUGAAAAAUUUCGAAUUUCUAUCUUUAAUUAUAUUUGACAAAAAAUAUUAAAUACAAUUUAGUCGCCACUCUUUAGUAGUGAUAAAUAGGAAAGGCGUAGGCUGUGAAAAUUUUCUUAUAUCAAAGAUCCACUAUAAUUUCAUAUGGUCAAUCACAUCAUGAAUUUUGGUAUAACAGAAUUACUUAUACGUGAAGCGUUUAAUUUUUCAAAGACAAAUAAAAAUUUUUUUAUUUUUUCCAAAAAUCUUCAACUGUUAUCCCAAAAGUUUUAAAACCUAAAAAAAUGAGUUUUGCCAUUUUAUUCAACAUCUCUCGUCAUUAUUUGAUUAAAAUCUUCAAACAAUGCAAAAAAUUUAGCGUUCAUUUGAAACAUAUUUCAUUAUUUUUAUUCCAGAUUCAGUACAGAGAGAUGGUAAUUGUAAAAAUUAUAGUUUCCCCCUCUUAUAGAACCUAACCUAACCUAACUUUCCAAAGGUAUUAGUAGUAGUUCCAUUUACCUAAACCUAUUUCAUGAAUAUUAAACAUCAAUAAAUACAACUUUUUAAAUAAACUUUGUUUAAAAAAAAGUUUUACGUUUGGUUUAGUGAAAAGAGUAUUAAUAUAAGUGCUAUUGGCAUCUAUUAUUGUAACAAGUAGUAAUCCAUGAUUACAUCCUUUAAUGUAAAAGUUUUAUAGUGGAACUUUUUAAUAGGGUAAACAGAUAUUGAUAAAACAACUUCGUUGUACUCAAAGUCUUAUUCAAUAUAAUACAUAGCGCCGCAAAUUUAAUGCAUAAUUCUAAAAAAUUACCUUGAAUAUUUUGAACAAGUACUUUAAUAAUAUUUGAAAUAAAUAUUUUACUAACUGUAUAUCGACUCGCCUUCUCUAAUUAUUGCAGAUUUUCGAAGUACAUUUGAUAUCAGGUUUCCCAUUGCAUCUUCAUCCAUCUAAAUUCAUAUUUCUGCCAGUUUUAUUGGAAGUUCAUUCAGACUUCUAGGCUCUAAUCAUAGAAGUCCUAUCGCCAUACAACUGCUAAAUCCGACUCAAGAUAGAAUUGCCAUUUUUACUUAAUGGAGAUAAGUUUGUACUAUUCCAGUCAGAUGCGGGCUUUCAUUAUUAAAAAUUAAAAAUACAAAAAGUGCAUAUAAGGUUCUAAAACCUUUUGUUAUGUAUUGAGUAACUGUAAAACGAUCUCACAUAACACUUCAUCCACUACUAAACACUUGUUGUUUCGGCACUGGGUGUAUUGCUCUCCACUAUGUCAAAACAUUCUUCUACAGCUGUCGUCAUUAAAUUGGAGAAAUUGGAGAAACCGCCUUUGAUGGGCAAGGUUUGAAACGAAAGUAACUUUGACUUCAACCAGUCUUCUAGCAUUAUCUUGGCUAAUGCAGUAAUUACAGCUACGGGAAAGAGACUUUGUAAUAUUCGAAUUCACAAUAAUCUUGGUCUCUCUUUGGUAGCCUCAUCCACGACUUCUUUCAUUACUAGCCUUCUCCUAAAAUCGCACCAGUGCUCUAAAGACAGUAGAUCGUGUUAUUCUACAUCGAAAUGAUAUCUGACUUUGUGACAAAUGACAAUAGCAGUAAAUUUCUCGGUCUUUUGACACUAACGUUUCAAACCAUUUUAACUAACGAAACCUGUUUAUUCCCAAAUUCAAAAUAAACUGACUACCCAAAUAAUAAAAUGGAAUUCUUGUGCAAUGGAUUUGUAUACAAUUUUAUCAACAUUCUAUUUUAAUUGUACCCAGCACAAAACAUGGGAAAUAUAUGGUAGAAAUAUCUUUAUAUCAUCGUCUUCGGUUUAAGAAUUUUAUAUGGUCAAUUUUUCAAUUUCAAAAAAUAUGCGUUAACUUUACGGCGUAAUGAAACAGAAAUAUUAGUAGAAAAAUUUCGUAUAAAAUAUGUGUGUGUGUGUGUGUGUGUCAUAGAAAAUCUAUUUUGUGCACUUUUAAUGAAUUUUUCUCUUUGAGAUUAUAUUUGUGCAAUUAAAUGUUAAGUUUGGUGAAAAAUACAAAAAAAAACAAUUAUAUAUUUUUAAUAACAGUAUCUGUUUAGAGGAGAAAAACCUUAGAAAGAUGAAAAUUGUACAGUUUUUCUAUGUGUUAAAGUUAAUCUGGUGAUAUUUUUCUUUAAUCGAAAUAUGUAAUAUUCAUCAGAAAACAAUUCUACUAGAUACUAAUCUUUCAUUCAGGCUGCUAUCAAAAAAAUCAAUUUCAUAUAAUUUUAGCGUGCUGAAAAAUUAUGAUACCUACAGAAAACUAAUUGUAUAUAUAUAGAAAUGUUCUUUGAGACACUUUUAACUUUUAUAAAAAAAGGAAUGAACUCGAAUUUAAUGCAAAGAACUUAUAUUUAUUUGAUACGUAUUUUGGAAUCCGCUGACUAUAUAAAUAUUGUUUCUUGCAUUUUGGAAUCCGCUGGACGUGUGGCAGUGUCGGGGAUCUUUCACAUUUCUAUAUAUUGGUAUGGUACAAAGAGCAUAGGUUUUGCAGAACCAAACAGAGUGGGACUGGUUAAUAUAGAAUUUUAUCAAAAAACUGUAUUGGAGGUAUAUUUACAAGAUGGAGGUUUUUAUUAAUUUGGUAUUUGGAAAAUUUUUUUGUUUUAACGUGAAAGAUCAAGUCCUGUUUACAAUUGAUAUAUAUACCAAAGACCCGGUGUGUAUAAACACCUCUCAUAUUAUUAAUCAUUAUUUAAAGUGGGAAUCUAGUUCCAUUUGAAUACCUUCAUCUAAUUGGAAAGUAAGUACGAAAGGUUCCGGGGUUUACCUACCAUUACUGUUGAUAUGACUUUGUUAUUGAUUGAGACAUAUUUAGUUGAUUGUGUCUAUGACACUUAUAGUAGAUACAAAUCUGGCAAAAUGUAAUACACUGCAUCGAUUGGAGCCAAGUUUAUGGUUGCCCACAUUUUUCAGUGAGCAUAGCAUUAUGAACCGUUCCACAUUUUUGUUCAAAUAAAUUAUUGUAUGUCUGUGAUUAGAUUAAAUUUUAAAUAAUAUUUGUUUGAUUUUUUUGAUUGAGCAGUCUAGUUGUUAAUUUCCGAAUAAUAAUUGAAAAUAAAUACGUAAAAGUAAUUAGGAAAAAUAAAAAUAAAUCUAUCUGAAAUAAAAAAAAAAAAAGAUAAAGACUGAAAUUUGGACAUAUAGGGCGAAACUGCCCAAUCAAUUGAAAGAGUAAUUGGCUUUGAAAUUUAGGUUUAGAAUACGUUAUCAAUUUGAAAAAAAAAAGAUAUAUCUGACGGUACUUCCAAAUUACAGUUUUCGAAGUUGUUAAAUUAAAAAAAAAUAUUUUGUAUUUAAAUUUUUAUUAGUUUUAAGGCAGCUAUUAGACAACAAUCUCGAUUUUUUCAAAAUGUUUUGAAUAUAAAUAAGUAUAUUUUAGAGUAUUCAAUAAGCACAGGAAACCUCAUAUGUAAUUAAAUUGUUUAUGUAUUUUAUUUAGAACAUUAUAAAAAACGAUGAAGUACACCAACUUUCGAUUUAAAUUGUAUUUAAUUCAAACAUACAUUUUAAUACAUAGGGUGGUUCAUUCAAGUCUACUCAGUAAUCUUUAUUUUCAAUGAAAUUACGAAAGUACACUUUGCAUGUCACUUAUUUAGUGUAUGUUUUUUAGAAUAAUUGAUUCCAAAUUCUUGCUCUGUUGGACCUGAAAAUAUUAUUAUAAAACGUUUUUCAAGAAGUCGAGAUCAAUUUUUUGCUCAGAAUUUAUGUAUAGAGGCGUUAAUUGGAGUUUGUUGCAUGCACGAAAUAGAAUAUUCAUAAACAGGGUUCGAAAUGAAAUCAGGGUGUUUUCUUUUUAUCUACAAAUUCCCAUUAUCGUCCGAUAGGUUAAAUAAUAUGUUUUAUCUAUAUGUUUUUAUACUCCAGAUAAGAAAAAAAUAUAGACUUCCCUCAGGUUAUCAAACACCAUCCGAUUCUGUACAUCUUGCCAAUUUUUUUAAAACAAACCAGUUUUUCUUAGUGUUAGUUAUUUUUAUCCUCCUACCGUAUACUACCUCUGUAUUUUAUAUUAUUUAAUGUAAUUUGGUGCUUCUUAACAUAUUGAUACAAAAUAUACAGAUUGUAUACAAAACUAGAUUCAUUGUUUUGUUCAAUAUACUAUUUAAUCCAAUCAAUUGAUCUUUAGAAUGUUGAUUCUUGUUCCAAGUUGCUACUAAUAAAUAAUCGUUUUCUUUCAGUGAAGAUUUAUAAUAAACUGAGCUUGAAGGUUGUAUCAUAUACUUAUUCAGCUGUAAGCAAGGAUGUGUACACCUUUAAAAAAAUUGCAUUAUAUCUCAAAUUUUUGUUUAGUGGCCGAGGAACAUUUUGUCAUUGAGAAAAAAAGAACUGGAUAUGAACUAAUUGCUUUUCUUUAAGACCCAUCUUGCUACCUUUACUCAGCUUUACUCAGCUGUAAGUGAGUUUAAAAAAUUGCAUUAUACCUAUCUGAAAUUGUUGUUUAGCUACAUAUCCAAAUUCCAAAUGUUUCAAUCUUACUAUAAUCAAGGCAUUCUUUUAUAAUUAAUCAUAGAUAAAGAAAAAUAGAGAAUAUAUGGCAAAGUGAUACUUUAAUAUCAUUCUUGGAGCUUUACAAGAAAAAUUUUGGUUAUGAUAAUCUAUUUUUUCCGUAUGUUUGCAUCUGUACUUAAACGUUCACUGAAUUGUUCUUUGAGAUUAUCAAAAAUUUUAUGAUGAAUCGUAUUUUCCACUUCAAGAUGUUCCAUAUUUAGUUAAAUUGUAUUUCAAUUAUCAACUUAAUCCUUGAUAUUUUCCAGUCGAAUUUGGAUAACAAGUUCGUAUUUUAUAAGAUAUUAUCAACAAAUUUUGGUUUGUUACUUGCUCAUUGUUGACGGUUGAAAAAUGUAAUUGGAUUUUAUUUAACUCAACAUUUGCAGAUGUAAGUUUUGUAUACAUUCUUUUAUUUAUAUAUUUUGUUUGUAAGUAUUAUGUAAGUAGGUAAUAAUCUUAUUUUUAAUUAAUAUAACAUAUCACU